This is a messenger RNA of Siniperca chuatsi (mandarin fish), 2312 nucleotides long. RefSeq names its product embryonic ectoderm development (gene eed). Bases 69 to 1400 code for a protein of 443 amino acids. The transcript is spliced from 12 exons. The record is from RefSeq and is a predicted model, not a curated record. Gene Ontology annotation, cellular component: ESC/E(Z) complex. NCBI's taxonomy places the organism in Eukaryota, Metazoa, Chordata, Actinopteri, Centrarchiformes, Sinipercidae. Gene Ontology annotation, molecular function: protein binding; nucleosome binding. Gene Ontology annotation, biological process: negative regulation of transcription by RNA polymerase II.
CUGAAUCAAACUACCAUACCCGGCAGUACUUGCGGCGGUGGAGCGGAAGAGGCGGAGUUUGAGCCAAAAUGAGGGAAAAUAAGAACAUGUCCGAGUCCCCCUCUCAAGCGGGAAAAGAAAUACCGACGAAAAAACAAAAAUUAAGCAGUGACGAGAACAGUAACCCCGAUUUAUCAGGAGACGAGAAUGAUGAUGCUGUCAGUGUUGAGAGUGGGACCAACGCAGAGCGCCCAGACACACCCACUAACACUGCCAACGCUCCGGGUAGAAAGAGCUGGGGCAAGGGCAAGUGGAAGUCCAAGAAGUGCAGAUAUUCUUUUAAAUGUGUCAACAGCCUGAGGGAGGACCACGGCCAGCCGCUGUUUGGAGUCCAGUUUAACUGGCACAGCAAAGAGGGAGACCCACUGGUGUUUGCCACAGUCGGGAGUAAUAGGGUAACUCUGUAUGAAUGUCACUCUCAGGGAGAAAUAAGACUCUUGCAGUCUUAUGUGGAUGCAGACGCAGAUGAAAACUUCUAUACAUGUGCCUGGACCUACGACACCAACACAAGCCAUCCGCUGUUGGCUGUAGCUGGGUCCCGUGGCAUCAUUAGGGUGAUCAACCACAUCACAAUGCAGUGUAUCAAGCAUUACGUAGGUCAUGGAAAUGCCAUCAAUGAGCUCAAGUUUCAUCCAAGGGAUCCAAAUCUCCUUUUGUCUGUCAGCAAAGAUCAUGCCCUUCGUCUCUGGAACAUACAGACGGACACAUUAGUGGCAAUAUUUGGCGGCGUGGAAGGUCAUCGAGAUGAAGUCCUGAGUGCAGAUUUUGAUCUUUUGGGUGAAAAGAUUAUGUCAUGUGGGAUGGACCACUCCCUAAAACUUUGGCGAAUCAAUUCAGAGCGAAUGCAGAAAGCCAUUCGUGGGUCUUAUGAGUACAACCCUUCAAAGACCAACAGGCCUUUCGUCUCUCAGAAAAUUCACUUCCCUGACUUCUCAACACGAGACAUCCAUAGAAACUAUGUUGACUGUGUGCGGUGGCUGGGGGAUCUUAUUCUUUCCAAGUCCUGUGAAAAUGCCAUUGUCUGCUGGAAACCAGGAAAGAUGGAGGACGACCUCGAUCACAUUAAACCGAAUGAGUCAAAUGUGACGAUUCUGGGACGCUUUGAUUACAGCCAGUGUGACAUUUGGUACAUGCGCUUCUCCAUGGACUUCUGGCAGAAGAUGCUGGCUCUGGGAAACCAGGUGGGGAAGCUUUACGUGUGGGACCUUGAAGUGGAAGACCCACACAAAGCCAAGUGCACCACACUGACGCUCCCCAAAUGCACAUCGGCCAUCCGGCAAACCAGCUUCAGCCGUGACAGCGGCAUUUUGAUAGCCGUGUGUGACGACGCUUCAAUCUGGCGCUGGGAUCGACAGCGCUGAAUAGUUUUUUCCUGAAGAAGUUUUGGUUCCUGUUGCUUCCCCCUUCCAACCUGCUGCCCUGUUGUACAGAUCUCCACUGCAAUAAAUGUCCGUUUGAACAUUUAGUCUUACGUGUGGUAUAAAAAACAGUAUUUCCUUAAAAAAAGUGAGAAACUAUGCCAAGGUGCGAUGAUUCCUUUUGUUACUCUGGCCAAAGAGAUUGUUUUCACUUCCUGUUUGUGUGCCAGAAGGAUGUUUGAGGAAUUUAAGGACAAGGUUGCUGAAACAUUUUAUAUCUAACAAAACAUCAGUGGUGAGCUGGGAUUUAUUCCUUUUUAGAUGAACAUUUUUCAGCCACAGAAAUUAUAGUAAAGACAUACUUUGUUCCAAAUGAGAAGUUAAUGUUUUAAAUUAAAUGAAAACUAAUUAUAACAGCAUGUUGGUGAAUAGAUAAGCAUUGGUGGAGGUUAAGUGCCUUCUAGCUUCCUAUGCAGACUCAUCAGAAGUUAUUCGAUCAAUCAAUCACACUCCUAUUAUCUGCAUUCAGGGAAAUCUUUGCAAAUUCUUUAGACAAGAGGAAUUGUCUGUGUCUCAGUCAACUGGCGGAUUUUUGUCACUUGUUUUAGGAAAAAUAAGCUUUUAAGACACAACAGAUGAAAUGACCAAAGAUGGAAUUUUUUGCAGUGUGCCAUGUUUUAUAUUCAAACAAAAAAAAAAUUAAGAUUUUUGUGCUUCCCCCUCCCCUGCAGUUAUCCAACAUUUCCUACAUUCCUAUUCCUCUUUUUUUUUAUGCCCUCUUGGUUUGCUUUGAUGGCCCCCCUCUCCUCCCUAAUGCACACCAUCACACACUUUGACUGUUGUAAAAUGUACAGUAUACCAUUUGACAUCAGAAGCUUUGAGUACACUCAAUAAAAUGUAUUUUGUAAAUAUAUA